Messenger RNA from Aspergillus melleus, 2457 nucleotides. RefSeq names its product pentatricopeptide repeat protein. Bases 1 to 2457 code for a protein of 818 amino acids. The transcript has a single exon. Gene Ontology annotation, molecular function: protein binding. The record is from RefSeq and is a predicted model, not a curated record. Lineage: Eukaryota; Fungi; Ascomycota; Eurotiomycetes; Eurotiales; Aspergillaceae.
AUGUCACUUUGUCCGUAUCAGCUUCUGCGUCCCCGCGCCAAUGCUGGACUGUCCUAUAUUCCACGACAUAGACUGCGCCUAGGACCACUGCGUCAAGUGAAAAGAAAUACUCUCCCGGCACGGCCCAUCGCCCACUAUUCCUCGCAUUCCGAUGUGGUAUCCUCGCACAAUCACGGGCUAACCGACAAGGACCAUGAUCCUUCUCUACGGCGGAGACACACUCCGCCAAUUUAUCCCCCCGGGGGUCCGACCGGGCACCGAAAAGGGCGAAACUCGGGGGAGAAACGCCCAAGUCACACUAUAACUCCCGAAACCGAAGGUCUUGGUAAAGUAAUGGAUGGGAUGCCUAUUAUAAGACUCGGUCCCAGCUUUGCCGAAAACCCACCUGGCCCACGGUACCUAUCGCUUGCGCCAGGUGUCAUCGAACAAGAAAACAAAAUGAGGGAGAACAAUCUGUAUUGCGACUCGGUAGCUGAGUUUCGACGAUGGAAAGACGACUUUGCGCAGAUUUGGGCAGUCAGCAUUGAAGGGCAGAGUCCUGAUAAUCUUCCUACACGGUGCCUGGAACUCGAUCAGGCGUCCUACAACCUCUUCGAAAAGCUCACGCUGGAUGGUCCGGACGGCUUUCGUCUAGCUUGGGAAAAGCUAACGAAGGGGGAAAAGUCAGACCACUGGCCGCGUUUGUCCCUAUAUCUGCUGUACUGCGCGCCCGAUUUAACCUGGCAAUUUCUAUAUGUCACUUGCCAAAGUGAGAAUAGGCCGAUGUUCAUAAUGGCAUGGUAUUGCUUAGACUACCUCAGAGUGCGGUGCUCUGAAGAAAUCAUGCGCCACGGAGUCCGCGGGAUCACAUUUGACAAGUUGAUCCAAACCGUCUUAAAUCCUGAGUUUUGGCCCCCCAUUUUCGCGGCUCAGAGAGGCAUACGACUUUUCAUCAAAAAUUCGACACAAGAAGACUUACAACGUGCUUAUAACCUCGUACUCGAGCGCAAAAACCACCUCAAGCCCGAGACGUGGCUCUGUUUCAUGAACCAGUUCGUGCACUAUGGUGACAUUGAAAACGCACUGGGGGCACUUUCACACCUACCAAGACUACAACGCGAUGGCUAUCUCUUGGAUCACGACAUGGUUCAGUCCCACUGCUGUAGGCUCCUAUUGCAGGACUAUGUGUGUGACGGCCCCGAUGGGCGUAAUUUCUACAUUCUCCCGAAGCUCCUCGAGAUGGGGAUUCAGCCUGGCCGCAGCAUGAUGAACGUCGUUCUUUCCAACGCUUUCAAGACGGGCGACCCACGAUUGGGACAGGACAUGUUGCAUUACAUGGAAUCUGAAGGCCAUGAGUUCGAUAGUUUUACUUACCUGGCCCUUCUUCGGGAUGCCGUUGAUCGUGGGGACCAGAUGCGCGUCGAAGAACUGAGCGAGGAGAUACGCAGCGAUCCCGAGAUGUACAACAACCCGUACAUUGCUAGUAAACUCCUCCACGCUCGUUACGUAUUCACAGUGAAAAAUCCCGAUUCCAACGUCCCCGCCAGCACGGUGUUUCUUGCGCUGCUGGACAUGUAUAACCAGUUGUACGACCUGACGCCGCUAAAAGAUCUCACCAUCCUCCCGCCACAUUACACCCCGGAGAAGCCAGGCGAGAACAAUCCCCCUUCAGUGGUCGCUCUGUUUAUUAUGAUCGCGGCCUACGUCCGAUGCCAGAAACAAUUGCCCAUUGUGUUACGCAUCUAUACUAAGUUCAGGUCCCUCGCGUGGCAGGGACACCCUACCAUCGCUCCCUUGCAGGCCACAGACCAUGUAUACAACGAAUUUCUGGCCGCUUAUCGACUAGACCCGCAUGGGGCGCGACCAGCCGUGCGACUGGUGCAGGAUAUGCUGCGAAGAUCGGAAGAGGUUCCAAGCGUCGAACUUCCCGACGGGCGGGUCAUUACGCCUACCAAGCCAACCGUCUGGACCUGGAACAUCCUGCUCUCUAUAUUCGUCUGGAAUAGACAACCCUAUGCCGUGGAAAGAGUGAAGGAGAUGAUGAGCCAGCACAACGUUGAAUACGACCAGGUUACGUGGAACACCGUCAUCACCGGGCUUGUCAAGACCCAGAACAUCCAUGAAAUUGCUCAAAGUAUCAAAUCCAUGGAGAAGCAAGGCUUUGGAUUCGACGACUAUACCUUGAGAGCCCUCGGUUACCUCCAUGAUCCGCAUAGAUUAUGGAUGGCUGUCAAGGAACUGGAUAAAGACCCCGAACCACCCGUCGAUCAGGUCAACGCCGGCUUGCGGGACCUCCCAACAGCAAAAGCGGACGAGGCGGAAGGAGACGAGGCGAGAGUGGACGAGGCGAGAGAGGCCGAGGCGAGAGAGACCGAGGCGAUAGAAUAUGCGGCGAUGAUGAAUGCGGCGAAAAGGAGUCAGGGCGAGGACGAAGGGUUGCUUGUGCAAGGCUUGCAACGCCUGAUCAAAAAAACCUGA